CAACGCACCAUGCUUUAUAUUCUCAUCGUCAUUGUACUACUGAUCUCCUUAAGCAUCCCCCGAAGUUAUGGGGUGACGGACACCAUUGCACCUGGUCAAGCACUCACCGUCCACGAUAAGCUCGUCUCUAAAAAUGGCAGGUUGCAAUGGCAUGACUGUAUUUCGAUACACUGAUUUACAACGUGCGACUAAAAAAUUCUCAGAGAAGCUAGGAGGUGGUGGGUUUGGUUCUGUAUUCAAGGGGUUUCUAAAUGACUCGACUACCAUAGCGGUGAAGAGACUUGAUCAUGCUUGUCAAGGGGAGAAGCAAUUCAGAGCUGAAGUGAGCUCUAUUGGAAUCAUCCAACAUAUAAAUUUAGUCAAAUUAGUUGGUUUCUGUUGUGAGGGUGCUAGAAGGUUGCUUGUUUAUGAACACAUGCCAAAUGGCUCCCUUGAUAUCCAUCUAUUUCAUAGCCAUGCUGCAUUAUUAGAAUGGAGUACAAGAUAUCAAAUAGCCUGGGGAGUUGCCCGAGGAUUGGCCUACUUGCAUGAGAGCUGUCGAGCUUGCGUAAUACAUUGCGAUAUCAAACCAGAGAACAUUCUCCUUGGAGAUUCAUUUGUCCCGAAAAUUGCAGAUUUUGGGAUGGCCAAGUUUUUGGGAAGAGAUUUUAGCCGAGUCCUAACUUCAAUGAGAGGAACUAUAGGGUACCUUGCGCCUGAAUGGAUCAGUGGUGUGGCUAUUACACCAAAGGUUGAUGUUUAUGCCUAUGGGAUGGUUCUAUUGGAAAUUAUGUCUGGAAGGCGGAAUUCUUGCGUUCCAUGUUCUUGCGGUAACAAUCAUGAUGUCUAUUACCCUGUGCAUGUUGCACAGAAGAUUCUUGAGGGAGAUGUUAGGAGCUUGCUGGAUCAUAGAUUACAUGACAAUGUGAAUUUGAAGGAAGUUGAAAUAGUUUGCAAGGUUGCAUGUUGGUGCAUUCAAGAUAAUGAGUUUGAUCGGCCAACUAUGGUCGAGGUGGUUCAGAUCUUCGAGGGUCUACGUGAAAUUAACAUUCCUCCAAUGCCUAGACUACUUCAAGCUAUUGCUGGAAGCUCAAGUUCCACUUGCUCCUAGUCCUCUUUUAGCCAAAUGUUUGUGCUAAAGUAUCCAUGGAUAUGUUUGUGUGCUUAGAUCCUGUUAUGAAUAAUCAUGGUUCUUGGAGCCAUAUAGUACUCCUAUGCACGUCCAGAGAUUACCGAUUCAUGCGGAUCAUGGACGGUGAUGGUGGCAGUUCGUGCAGGUGGUAGCUUAAGAAUACGGUUAGUGGUUAGUUGUGCAUUGGAGUCCUGUAAUCUUACUAUCUCUGUUUGUUAUACAUAUAAACGCCAGAAAAUAAUGUCUGUAA
Messenger RNA from Panicum virgatum (switchgrass), 1361 nucleotides. Its product is annotated as G-type lectin S-receptor-like serine/threonine-protein kinase At2g19130. The record is from RefSeq and is a predicted model, not a curated record. The transcript is spliced from 2 exons. Lineage: Eukaryota; Viridiplantae; Streptophyta; Magnoliopsida; Poales; Poaceae. Gene Ontology annotation, biological process: protein phosphorylation. Gene Ontology annotation, molecular function: ATP binding; protein kinase activity. The coding region runs from base 134 to 1090 and encodes 318 amino acids.